AUGAUGAAUGUCAUCCAACCCCCAAAAACACUAGCAGACUGAGAAGAGCCUAAGGUUAAGGCCAAAGGCCUUAAUUGCCAAGCUCAAUUUUCAAAAAAUUCUGCGACUAAAGAAUCUCAUCAACAUAUGUAUAAGACUAAGGCUCCAACUAAGAGUGAGGACAUACAGGAGCAAAGCAUUUUCUUGAAGCCGAAGGAAGAGCAAAAGGUCUCCAUCUCAGAAGAAUCACAGAAAACUAACUGAACCUCUAACAAAUGCAUUUCAAAUGAAAAUUCUGAGUGUGAAUCUCGUAUGAAAAAGAACCCUCUGUUAAACUACAUUGAGCUCGAUACUCUUGGAUGUGGCUCCUUCGGAAGAGUUGUCAAAGUGCAAAAGAAAUCAACAGAUGUUCAAUAUGCUAUGAAGAUUAUUGAAAAGAGGAAGAUGGAGAAGGAAAAUAAAAUUUAUCAGGUCUUCAAUGAGAGAGAUUUGUUGUCCAAACUAGAUAACUCUCGGAUCAUUAAACUCAAGAAAUGUUUUGCUUACAAAAACUGCAUCUAUCUUAUCACAGAUCUUUGCCAGAAGGGAGAUUUAGGAGAGCUGCUCAAGAAGAUCUACAGCAUCAAGCUUUGAACUAGAGAUAUACAGUUCAUAAUCAGCCAGGUUCUCCUAGCUUUAGAGUACCUCCACUCUGUCGGAAUAGUUCACAGAGAUAUCAAACCUGAAAAUAUAUUUGUGACUGAGGAAGGCCACCUCAAAUUAGGAGACCUUGGAUCCUCAGGGAUUUCUGAGCAAGCCAGGAAAACUCUAAAAAUAAAAAAUCAUAAGUAUAAAGAUGGAGUGAAGGAAGAAAAUAAACUCAAUACCUUCGUUGGCACUAAGGAAUAUGUAUCUCCUGAAGUUUUGCAGGGAAAAAGAUGCUCUCCAGCUGCGGAUAUGUGGAGUCUCGGUGUGAUAAUCUUCCAGCUCUUUUGUGGAUAUACCCCAUUUACUCUUGAGAAAGCUGAGUAUUAUACUUUCCAAAGUAUUAUGGAGUGUAAAUAUAAAAUUCCUGAAACUUUCCCAGAGGCAGCCAAAAAUCUUAUUAAGAGCUUAUUAGUGCUUAAACCUGAAGAGAGACUCAGUGCCUCCCAGGUAAGAAACCAUGAGUUCUUUGCAGACUUUGACUUCGGAGAAUUCGAUGAUAAGAAUUCCCCUCUUUGUGAUUUAUAUGAUCAACUAAAAGAUGUCCAAGAGGAUUGAGAAUCUUCUAGUGAAUAUGAUUCUAUUGUCAACGGAGAUGAUUUUGACGUGGACUUUAGUGAAUCUCCUGCCAUUGGAAAGGGAAUCUUAAACUCUCCUCUUAAAGACUCCCCCAACAAAGCUUAUAACACUUACCUUAAGAAGAGUAGCUCUCUUGGAGAAAGAGAGAUCAAAAACUUGGCAGAUCAGGAAGAAAAAGAUGAUGAAGUUAAGGAAGAUAAUUUCAUUGAAUUUCGGCCUCAUGCAAAGAGUACCCUGACUGACAACUCUAAACAAAGCAGUUCUGAUCAUGGGGAUACCACUUUUGCAUCUAUUCCUGAACCUACAACACCCAGACUUAAAACUGAAAAUUGGUCAUCCAAAUAUAUCUCAAAGGCUGAUUAUAAGAGUGAGAAGAAAGUAAUCCUUGAGGGCCCAAUAAAGAAGAUUACUGCAUGGAUCAUUUACAAGAGAAGAUACAUGGAGCUGAGUGAAACGGACGGAGUUCCAAGACUUGUAUACUACACUGCCAACAAGACUAAACUGAGAAACGAGAUUCCUCUCACAAGACAUACUAAAGUUUAUGCUACAGGCAAUAGCAAAUUUGAGAUUACAGAUCUGGAAAAUACCUUCUAUUUCAAAGACUGUGGAGGAGAAGCUAAAGUAAAGCAAUGGGUAGCCGAGCUAAGUAAGGCCAUAACUUCCCAGAAUUCCCAAAAAGCUUCUUUCAAGGGCAACAAAGUUAUGUCAAUGACUCUUGGCUAACUUGUGACGUUCUUCGUCAUGCCAAUUCCUCUUUCUAUUCUUUAUAAAUUAUUUAACUGAGUAUGUACACCAUCUUGUU
Molecule: messenger RNA, 2044 nt
Organism: Moneuplotes crassus
Lineage: Eukaryota; Ciliophora; Spirotrichea; Euplotida; Euplotidae
Source: the annotation of a GenBank genome assembly